This is a messenger RNA of Athalia rosae (coleseed sawfly), 1970 nucleotides long. RefSeq names its product ribose-5-phosphate isomerase (gene Rpi). Bases 25 to 834 code for a protein of 269 amino acids. Gene Ontology annotation, biological process: D-ribose metabolic process; pentose-phosphate shunt, non-oxidative branch. The record is from RefSeq and is a predicted model, not a curated record. The transcript is spliced from 8 exons. Lineage: Eukaryota; Metazoa; Arthropoda; Insecta; Hymenoptera; Athaliidae. Gene Ontology annotation, cellular component: intracellular membrane-bounded organelle. Gene Ontology annotation, molecular function: ribose-5-phosphate isomerase activity.
UAUAUAGGCAAUGUCUGUUUUCAAAUGAUUAUCAAAUAUUUGUCUAAUCUUCACGCGCUCGUGUCAAAGUUCGUUAGUGUUUCCAGAAUAAGUAAAAGAUCUAUAAAGUUCUUAUCAAGAGAAAUGGGGCCUCUCGAGAGUGCGAAAAAAGUAGCGGCUUACAGAGCUGUUGAUGAAUAUGUUAAAAAUAAUACAGUUAUCGGUAUUGGUAGUGGAUCUACAGUGAUCUACGCUAUUCACAGAUUAGCUGAACGACAGAAAGAAGAGAACUUGAAGGUUGUUUGCAUCCCCUCGUCUUAUCAAACCCGACAUUUAAUCAUCAGUAACAAUCUACCUGUUGGUGACCUUGAAGCUCAUCCAAAGAUUGAUUGUACUAUUGACGGAGCUGAUGAAGUCGACGCAGAUAUGAAUCUUAUUAAGGGUGGAGGAGGCUGUCUGUUGCUUGAAAAAAUUGUUGCCUCAUGUUCUGAGAAGUUUAUCAUUAUAGCUGACCAUACAAAAAACUCUCAAAAGUUUGGAGAUAAUUACAAAAAAGGAAUACCUAUCGAGGUUGUCCCAUUUGCACAUGUGCCUAUAAAGCUGAAAAUAGAAGAGAAAUUUGGAGGCACCGCAGAAAUCAGAAUGGCUAAAGCCAAAUACGGGCCUAUCGUCACCGAUAAUGGUAACUUUAUUCUUGACUGGCACUUUCCACUUGAUGUUGCCGACUGGAAUAAAGUUUACACCGACCUCUUGCUCAUACCUGGAAUAGUGGAGAUCGGACUCUUCAUGAAUAUGGCUGAAAAAGCAUAUUUUGGUAUGCCCGAUGGAACAGUUGUUGAAAGAUCUGCUACAUGAUUUCGGAAAUCCUCACUUCGGAUCACGCGACAGAUUGGGAUCAAAUCCGCUUUAUUAAAUGCGGCUAACAAUUGAAGAAUUCCAAAUUUUUAUUGAACAUAUAUUCUUAAGAAUCUAUUUUUUACGUGACAAAAAUUUAUUUCUAGACUAGAUUUUUUGUUACUUAUUGAUGUACUUCGAAUUCUGUUAUUGAUCAUGUGAAUAUGAUAUUAUUAUGCUGUGUCGGGCGAAUGUCUGAAAAAUUGUUUUUUGAAAUAUAUAUGAAAAAAAAAAACGUUACUAAAUCACAUUUCUUUUAGUUCACGACGGGCAGCGGGUAUCACAACUUCAUAAAUUGAUCCCCCAAUUGUCAGAUACCAAAAGUAAUCAUACGUUGAUUGAUCGGAUUUUAAGAAAUAAUAUAUGAGAAUCUCGAAAUAAAUGUCAACAUUCUACUUUACGCCAUGUCAUAACAACCAAUGUGGCAUAAUUCAAAUUCGUAAACUUUUAUGGCUAGUGUUAUCAUAAUGAUGGGAUAUACAAGCUGCGAGUAGAACACGUUUAGAUAACAGUAAAAGAAUGUUCUUUAUCCCCACCAGACCGGACUUAUCUCAAACGAUGACCGUGUUUAUAUUGUAUCGAUGUUGAAGGCAGUCAAACUAAUAGUCGUUGAUCCAUCAGCAUUACUACGAAAUCCGCUGCUCCGAAAUUUAAUUUAAUAAUGGUGAAUCCUACGGUUAUCGAAAGCGCGAAGAAGGCCGCCGCUUAUAAAGCUGUCGAUGAAAACAUUGCGGUGGUUUCAAAUUUUUUUAUAAAAUAAUAACAAACAUGAGUUACAUUUAUUAAGAGUCAUGCAUAAUAUAUUAAUGAGUACGUAUUUGAUUCUCAGGAUAACAGCAUAGUUGGAAUAGGUAGUGGUACCACGGUUCUCUACGUAAUUCAAAGAUUAGUUUAUUACAGUGGAGCUAGUGAAGGAGAAAGAUUGGAAAAUAACGUGUAUUCCAACAUCGUUCCAGGCGAGACAGCGGAUUUUAAGUAAUGGUCUGACUCUCGGUACUCUAGACAAUUACCCAAAAGUUGAUUGUACCAUCGACGGAAUAAAUGAAAUAGACGAGUCGUUCAACAUUAUAAAAGGCGGAGGUGGUUGUUUGAUGGAG